AUGAUAUCGGUGGGAGGGGCUACUGUAAUCAGUUCAACCAGCGACAAUACCCCAUUCCACUUUCUUGUUAUUUUAUGUUCUGUUUGGCAUUUGGAUUCUCUACCCGAAGAAGUGUGAACGGAUAACAGCUACUCCAUAAUUGUGUCGUUUCUUAUUGGUCUCUCAUGUUCUCCGAGUCAAAUGGCAUCAGCCCUUCUCUCCAGAACUCUCUUUGCCCAUCGCUUUGUUCAAUCUUCAAUAUCUCUCGUACACAGGCCCCAUAUCUUCACAUCAUUGUUUAAUAAGAGACCAUUUCACUUGCAGGCUGCUCCCACUCAUUUGUCAUAUAAAUUUUCCAGUUUUUUUUCUUGUAAUAUCGCUACACCAAUAAUUGGGUCACAAACUUCUUUCUCAACACUGUCCAUGACGACUAAUGAACCUGUUGUUUCGGUUGAUUGGCUACACGCAAACCUCCGAGUGCCUGACAUGAAGGUGUUGGAUGCAUCCUGGUACAUGCCAGAUGAACAGAGAAAUCCAAUUCAGGAGUAUCAGGUUGCCCACAUUCCUGGUGCACUUUUCUUUGACAUAGAUGGGAUAUCAGAUCGAACUACUAAUCUACCACACAUGUUGCCGUCAGAAGAAGCUUUUGCUGCUGCUGUUUCUGCUCUUGGUAUUGAGAAUAAAGAUGGAGUUGUUGUUUACGAUGGAAAGGGAAUUUUCAGUGCAGCUCGUGUUUGGUGGAUGUUCCGAGUUUUCGGCCAUGACAGAGUCUGGGUUUUGGAUGGAGGCCUGCCAAGAUGGCGUUCUUCAGGAUUCGAUGUUGAAUCUAGUGCUUCUGGUGAUGCAAUUUUGAAAGCUAGUGCGGCCAGCGAGGCAAUAGAGAAAGUGUAUCAGGGACAGACAGUUGGGCCAAUUACCUUCCAAACCAAGUUUCAGGCACAUCUUAUCUGGACAAUUGAACAGGUUAAGAAGAACAUUGAGGACAAAACACAUCAACACAUAGAUGCCCGCUCAAAUGCUAGGUUUGAUGGGGCUGCACCAGAGCCUCGGAAAGGAUUAAGAAGUGGCCAUGUACCAGGAAGCAAGUGCAUUCCUUUCCCCCAGAUGUUGGAUGGCUCACAGGCACUCUUAUCGGCAGAUGAGCUCAAGAAAAGAUUUGAUCAGGAAGGCAUCUCUUUGGACAGCCCUAUUUUAACAUCAUGUGGCACUGGUGUAACUGCUUGCAUCCUUGCAUUGGGUCUCCAUCGACUUGGGAUGACUGAUGUUCCGGUAUAUGACGGGUCAUGGACAGAAUGGGCAGCACAAUUGGACGCAUCCGUCUCAACUUCUGAAGUGAUGCAAAAGUAAACUGAAAAUUGGCCACUAGUGGCCAGAGAUUGUGACUAAGAGAUUACAUCUUCCACCGACGAACUAAGUUUCUGUAGUCUUUUAUUUUUUGUGAUUUGCUGAGUGUUGUGUGAACUGCACAUCAUGAGCCUUAAAACCGAAAAAAUAAUGGUAAUCGUUAUUUUGUUUUUUGUUCUUUUCUUUUAUUUUUG
This is a messenger RNA of Ilex paraguariensis (yerba mate), 1517 nucleotides long. The record is from the annotation of a GenBank genome assembly. Lineage: Eukaryota; Viridiplantae; Streptophyta; Magnoliopsida; Aquifoliales; Aquifoliaceae.